Hibiscus syriacus is the source of this 1110-nucleotide messenger RNA. RefSeq lists its product as uncharacterized. The coding region runs from base 1 to 1110 and encodes 369 amino acids. Gene Ontology annotation, cellular component: chloroplast. Lineage: Eukaryota; Viridiplantae; Streptophyta; Magnoliopsida; Malvales; Malvaceae. The record is from RefSeq and is a predicted model, not a curated record. The transcript is spliced from 9 exons.
AUGUUCGUAGCUAAUCAAUUAGAGCGCGAUGAACUUCCAAGGAGGACGGUGGCUUCUAUGGUUGACAGCAAUGGACAAUGGCGAUGGGAGCUAAUAACUGAUUUUGUUCCGAGUAAUAUCACACAGAGACUAGCAGCUACGAUGCCGACACGGAAAGGAGGUAAGAAUGAUGCGCCAGGUUGGAAGUGGAACAUUGAUCGCUAUUUUUCGGUAAAAUCAGCGUAUGAUAUGAGACAGGCAACCUCCGAUGCUAUUCCGCAUAAAGUAUUGGAAGUGAUUUCGAAAUAUCGAGGGAUACUACGGGUUAAAAUCUUCUUGUGGUUAGUAGCAAAUGAGCGGCUAUUAACUAAUACGGAACGAGUCCGACUGCAUUUGACAACAAUUUUCGGUUCCCAGAAUCCAUGGAGAGCCCUGAAUUCUUCUUUCCUCAUAAACAUCGGGAAGCGAUCUCUUAUUCGUUGCUCGGCCAAGAAGAAAAUCAUAUUCAUGGAUCAAAUUCUCGAUUAUAUUGAAGGUUUUUUGAGUUUAAGAAGGUGGUAUGGAGCACCUGAACUACUGCCAAAAGAUGGAUCACUCGUGGAAGAUCAGGAGGAGGAUCAUCCAGAGGAUGAAAUCAGGGAUGCAGUUUUAGUAACGGAUGGGGAUAAUGAAAUUAGCCAGAUGGUGAUAUUAUCAUUGAUUGUCAAACGAAUUAAAGUAAAAGCAUUAAUGAAGGAUAAGCGUUCAGCUAACGAAGCCUUUGGAAAUUAUGUUGAGGUAACUUCAUAUAUCCUAAAUGAAAUACUCAUAAAGAAAGCUCUUCGAGGAGUUCGUGCAAUCAUAUGCCCAAAUGAAGGUUUCUUAUCAAGUGUUGUGGAGAGCUUCAAAGGUGUUGAACAUAUAGUUCUCUUGUCUCAGUUGUCUGCUUAUAGAGCUAGCAGUGGCAUUCAAGCUAUCAUGACAAGCAAUCAAAGGAAGUUAGAUGAGGAAGAUGAAUCAGCACUGAUAGCUUCACGAAUUCCAUAUACCAUAAUUAGAGCAAAAAAGUUGCAAAGCACUCCUGGUGGAACACGGUGGAACACUAGGUUUCAACUUUAUGGUGUUAAAUCAUUUUAUUCUUUUGAUAGCUGA